Umbelopsis ramanniana AG is the source of this 1331-nucleotide messenger RNA. RefSeq lists its product as uncharacterized. Gene Ontology annotation, cellular component: Gtr1-Gtr2 GTPase complex; fungal-type vacuole membrane; nucleus. The record is from RefSeq and is a predicted model, not a curated record. NCBI's taxonomy places the organism in Eukaryota, Fungi, Mucoromycota, Umbelopsidomycetes, Umbelopsidales, Umbelopsidaceae. The transcript has 9 exons. The coding region runs from base 33 to 1247 and encodes 404 amino acids. Gene Ontology annotation, molecular function: GTP binding; GTPase activity. Gene Ontology annotation, biological process: regulation of autophagy; cellular response to amino acid stimulus; cellular response to starvation.
UGCUGACAGAGUUCAACACACAAAAGGAAAGAAUGGAGUACGAUGACUAUCGCUAUCAAACCGACAAUGGGAGCGAGUCUGGUCAGGAAACCACUACUGGCCACAAACCACGCAUUUUAUUAAUGGGUCUGCAACGGAGCGGCAAAUCCAGUAUCCAACGAGUAGUGUUCAACAAAAUGCCGCCGAAUGAUACGCUCUAUCUCGAAAGUACUACAAAAAUUCAGAAAGAAGAUGUCACUCGUUCAUUCAUAGAUUUCCAAGUGUGGGAUUUUCCUGGGCAAAUCAACUUUUUCGAAACUGCUUAUGAUUCGCAAGAAAUCUUUGGUGAAGUUGGAGCCUUGAUCUUUGUCAUUGAUGCGCAGGACGACUACCGGGAGGCCGUCAAUCGACUUCAUUAUACGGUCACCAGUGCUUAUAGAGUCAACCCCAACAUUACGUUCGAAGUCUUAAUUCAUAAGGUGGAUGGUCUGUCCGACGACUACAAAAUAGACACACAGCGUGAUAUUCAGCAACGAACUGCCGAUGCUCUUGCUGAUGCACAAAUGGAGCACAUUCAGCUAAGCUACUAUCUUACCAGCAUUUACGAUCACUCGAUUUACGAGGCAUUCAGCAAAAUUAUCCAAAAAUUGAUUCGCGAAUUACCAACCUUAGAGAACCUUCUUAACGUUCUUUGCUCCAACUCGGGAAUCGACAAAGCCUAUUUGUUUGACACAUUGACAAAGAUUUAUAUUGCUACGGACAGUUCUCCUGUAGAUAUGCAAUCUUACGAAAUAUGCAGUGACAUGAUUGAUGUCAUCAUUGAUAUUGAAUGCAUCUAUGGUGCACAAAACUCAGCUUCCAAUGGAACCACUCCAUCCAUCAACGACGUCGAAGAGGACCGAUCCGCAACAUUAUCAUCUCCAUCCCUAUCAGUAGGUAACGGUGGCGUCAAUGGCUUUGGCGGGGCUGACAGCCUUCAAGAGCAACUUAUGAGUGAUACAUCAGUGGCUAGUGAGCCAGAGGCGGAGGCUUCUAGUUUAAUCAAAUUGACAAACGGUGAUGUCUUGUACUUGCGCGAAGUUAAUCGAUUACUGGUCCUUAUUUGUAUAUUGCGUCAAGAAAGUUUUGAGAAGCACGGGCUGAUUGACUACAACUUUCAAUGCUUUAAGGAAGCUAUUACAGAUGUAUUUGAAUUCUCUAAUACACGGAAUAAGCUUAAUUCUCAGCUUGCCGACGGCAACGAACUUGUAAAUAAUACCUCUGAAUAAACGUUUUUUACGAUGUUAAUGUGGAUGACAUCAACCUGGCAGGACAUGACUUCGGCGCACAUGCAUUUUAGAAACAUUCUAUCA